This is a messenger RNA of Mytilus trossulus (common blue mussel), 7868 nucleotides long. RefSeq lists its product as uncharacterized. Lineage: Eukaryota; Metazoa; Mollusca; Bivalvia; Mytilida; Mytilidae. Bases 200 to 5737 code for a protein of 1845 amino acids. The transcript has 40 exons. The record is from RefSeq and is a predicted model, not a curated record. Gene Ontology annotation, molecular function: protein binding.
ACAAUAAUGGACGAUUUCGAGCACCGGGCCAUGACCGGGCUGUAAAACAAAUAUUUUUAAUACAGAUUUCACCAACCAUGAUUUGUUCGACUAAUUUAAAGCUGUCACAUUGUGUUAGUGAACCUAUACAAAAGAAAUGAAAUAACCAAAUGUGAAACCAAUGAAGAUUACGGUCUUAAACUUGAAAUAAAUUAGUGAAAUGGUGCAUAAAACAGAGGAAGAGGAAGUAAAAUCUUCUAUCUACCUGACUGAAGUUAUAUCAGAUGAUGUUGAGAUCGGAGAAGACUUCGGUAUAGAUCCUACCAAUAGAUUUGCCUUAGACGAAGAUGAAGAUCUGAAGACAGCAGAUGAUCCCGAACUUAAUAAAAUCAAAGUUCAAAUUUCCGAGAGUUUAGAAAAAGCUGAGUCUGUGUCAUCCAUUGUUUCAGAAGAAAGUGAGGAAGAAAGCAAUCCAGUUUUAUCAGAAAAUUUUACCACUGUAACAUAUGGCCUUCAUCCUAGGUCAACUUAUGAACAUGGGAAAAAGAACACAGAUAUUAUGGGAAUGGUAUACAACAGUAGAAUGAGACAGUUUGUUAUACUGGACACCAAGGGAAUCACUACAUGGAAAAGAGACAUGGUAGAUGUGAGAAUACAAAGAGCAUUGCUGUAUCCAAAAUAUGAAUAUAAGUUGAUUUCAUACCUGAUCUAUGCAAAGAAAUACAACUGCUACUUUGCUCUUGGGAAAGAUUUUUCAUUAAGGGUGCUUAACCAAUACUUUGAUGAGACAUGUAGUGUUAGUGGUGAUCUGAGAUCUGUACUCUUCAUGUUAUUUAAUCCUGUUGAAGAUGAACUUAUUACUGGUGGAGUGGGUGGCACUAAGGUUUGGAAGUUUGAAAAAGAUAACUCAAGACAAUUAUAUAAAAUGAAAGAACUUGCAAAUUACACUCUAAGGCUGAAAUGUGAAUGGGACAAUGUCGGUGGAAGUUGGGUGAAGAGAGUUGAUUUAGAUCAGACACUCAAACAUCUAUAUUGCUGCUCCGACACAGAUUUACAUGUCUAUAGAUUGACAGAUGGACAAACACUCUUUAAAAUUGAAAGAACCCAUAACAUGUCAAUAACUGGAUGUUGUUAUGUACCAUACUACAGGGCUUUGUUGACUUGUUCUGUUGAUACAACUAUUAAAGCAUGGAGUCUGAUAGAUAAACCAAAUGACAACAAAGCUUCCAGCGUCAAACGUCUGUUGCAUACAUUUUCUGGUCACUCUAGAGCUGUAUCAGGAAUGGUUCUCCACCCUGAGACACAAACCAUGUUUAUUACAUCAUCAUUGGAUGGAACAGUUAGGAUCUGGUCUUUAGACACAAUGGAACAGUUAUAUAGCACUACCAUUUCCUCUGAUGGACUUCUAUGGAUGGGGCUGACUGAUGAUAACCUGCUGUAUAUAAGUACAUGCCGCAGCAUUACAUUAUGGCACACAAACCAGUUUCUUAAGUUCUGGGCCUUGGCUAGAAACAAUGUUAAUAAAUUAUACCUGUCUGGUGCAGAGGAUAAAACAACUAGAGUGGUGGCUGUUUGUGAUGAUAGCAGUGUGAAGUUAUUUUCCCGAACAAAAAGGAAGAAUUUGACGACAAUGUUACCGGUGCCUCCUCCAGAUUUACUUCCCCUACAAAAAGUUCUUAGUGUCUGUUACAGCCGAGAGUUCACAGCCAUUUACAUUCUCAUAAAUCCAACUAAAAUUUGGGUGUAUACUGCAAGGACUGAUCCAUGUUGUAAGAUAGGGGAGAUUAAUGUUCUAAGAAUGCAGCAUGCUGACGUGAAAGGAAAUGGACAAACAAACAGGUCUCCAAAAGUAGCAGCUGUAGGCAAAGGUCCAGCACACAGAGCUACUGAACAUGGUAUGGGAAAUGAAAUAGCUGCAAAUUGUUCCAGUCUCAGUAACCUGAAUAGUCCAGCCAUGAUGUGGACUGAUGAAGGAUUUUGUAGUCCUAUUAGACAUAGCUACUUAUUGAUGGGUCUAGAGGAUGGAAGAGUCCUUUUCACAGAUCCUGUUAUCAUUGGUCAGAAAUACAUGGAAUUUAAAGCGUCUAAAGAUGCUAUAUCAGAUAUGAGACAUGAUGAAAACCAUAAUUCUUUGAUAACUGUAUCCCGGUCUAAAGAGUUGAUGAUGGUACAGAUCUGGACCCUGCCACAAUUAGAACUUAGCCAUGAACUGUACUGUGACGUAGAUAUAACAAGCUAUGCAAGAAUUAAUUCCUCAUUUUUGAGUGGUCAUGAAAGUGGACAUUUGAAUUAUUAUUUACUAGAACCAGCUGAAGAUGCUGGACUUUUCAAGGCUAAACAGGAACCUAAAAGAGAAGAUAUUAUUCCUAAGAAACAAAAAGAACACAGAAGUAAGAUUGUAUCAGUGGAUGGAUCAUUAAACGUGAAAAUAUUUUGCUCGUGUAGUGAUAAUGGAAUGAUUAGAAUCUGGGACGAGUUUAAAGUUUUACUCCGAGAGAUUUGUUUAGAUGAUGAGGGAGCCACCCUGUCAUCAGCAUGUUUCCUUGACAACCUGGCUAACAUGCUGGUGGCUUUCAAAAAUCAUCUGUAUAUAAUAGAUCGUAGUAAAGUUUGUCCUCAGAUUAAAGGAAUAGAAGAUGAGGAUACAUUUGAUAAAGAAUCUCAUAUCUCAGAAGAACAGUAUGUGUUAUAUGAAGGCAGCAUUUUCCAUCCAGAACCAGUAACUCUAGAAAAUUAUCUUGUGCCAUUUCCAGAUAAAAAAUUUACCCAGGAUUUUCUUGAAGGAAAAUUAGACUCUGAUUCUGGAGAUUCUGAUGGGGAUUCUGAUACAGAUUCCACCCUGUCGUUUGCUCCAUCAGAUAUAUAUGACUCACCUAUUCUGACCCCAGAUAGUCUGUCCAUGUGGGAUCUAACCAUGGAUUCUGAAGUCAGCAAAUUUGACCUUUUAGAACACAUGAAGAGAACAAUUAAACAUCUAAAGCAGAAAGCGGAAGAUGAACAAAAUAACCAAUUAGCUUUACAACAACGAAAUAAACAUAAGAUAAGAUUGUUGACUAUGAGUAAAAAAGAAAGAAAAAAGAGACGAAAGCAGAUGAUGUUAGCCCAACAGAAUGGAGAGGUUCCAGAUUUCAAUGAUAAUGAUGAAGAUGAUGAGAAAUUAAAGUUUGAAAUGCCACAGUUUGGAAACUCUCCUGGUCCCACCCCUGUACAGACUCCUUCAGGUAGCAGACCAACAACACCUGAUGACACAGAACAAGAGAAAAUAGAGCAAGCUACAGAGAAACACAAAGAUGAACUUAGAACUGUAGAAGAAAUAAAAGCUGCGUCGCCUGGAUUAAUUGAUUCAAUUAUAGCUCAGAAUAAGGAGAAAGAAGAGCAAGAAAAGGCUAAAAAAUUAGCCAAGACAGCAAAAUUGUCAAAAAAUAACAAAAUGCAAGGAAGUGACCCUGGGUCAUUUUCUGUUCACUCCCAUACAAGGCCAGUAGACAAUCAGGCAGUGGAUAGUGUUUCUGGUUUUGAUGAUGAAUCAAAACAUGGCGGUCAGAAACCUACUAUGAGAAACAAGCGAAAAAGUGUAAAACAUUCAAGAGAAGCUGGUAUGUCAGAAGGAAGCUCUGCACAGCAGCAACAACAGGAAACUUUAGAACAGGAAACAGGUACAACAGAGAAGCAGGAGGAAAGCAAGAAGACAGUAGAAGAACCAGAAGACAGAACCAGUAAAUAUAACCUGAAGGAUGUUAGUCUGAAAGAUUUAUCUAAAGGAGACAAAGUUGUACGGAAGAAGAAACGUCCGGACUCAACAAGGAACAAAGAAGCUGAUCAUGAUCAUAAGAAGGAAGGAAGUAGUGAUGAAGAGGAAGAACUAACGGAGGUACAAAAGAAACUUAAAGAACAUAAACUAAAAGAACAAAAAGAUCUGAGAAGAAAACAAAUGUUAGAACGCAGAAUACAACAAAAGAAGAAAGGACCAACUCCGGAAGAAUUACUAGAAUUAAAAAGGCAAGAAUUACUGAAACAACAAAGUGAGAGAAUGGAUAUAGCUCCUCAUCUAAGGCCCAAACCAGCUCCUAAUAUGAAACCAUUGGACAAUCAAUCACCAGAGAAAUUCAAAGAAGAUCCUAUGAUAAAGGUAGACGAUCAAUCUAUGAUGGAGAGCAUGGAAGAACAGCUCUGGGCUAUGGAAGCUGGUGUAGAACCCAAACAACAAGGUUUAAUGGGAACUAAACUUGAGUUACCUCCCCUAAGGAAAGGGACAGGUGCUCUUGGGAUUAAAGCAAAAUAUAAUCCAGACAGACCAAGGACCAUGAUAGGGGAUAGAAGUAAAACACCAAGCAUGGCCCCAACACCAACAAGAGAAUUGGACAGAUUGGACACACCAGAACCAGUUCAACAGUUGAAACCUGGUGGACAAGAUGACGCUUUGGAUACAUCAAAUAAAGCAGUGAAUGAGUCAACUAGGAGAGUAGCUGAUGGAGAAGAAGGAGACCUCCCUGAAGUAGGAGAUGAAAUGGACCCCCGAUGGUUGGAUAGACCAAGGUCAAGGAUUGAUAGGUCUGGAGCAGAGACCCCUACAGCUGCACUAAGGAGACUUAAAGAACAAAAAGCUAACUCACAGCCCAUCAAAGUUAUUUUACCUCGAGAGACAGAUCAGCAGCUUGAAGCAUCACGUGCAUCUCCAAUAUCUGAAGUAGAGGAAGGACAUGCACACCAGUCAAUACAUGAUGCUGAUGACGAAUUUACAGACAAUGAAGAAUUCAAACAGAGACUUCUUAAGAGAGGAGAGAAGAUGGAAGAGCAAGAUGAAACAUUGUUAACAGAGGAGGAAAAAGGAUUGGCUCAUCAAAGACCUUAUUCUUCAUUCCAUAGAAAGAAAAUGUUACCAGUAACUGGUGAAGAAAGAAGACCACAGACAGCUUUUGCAAGAUUUAAAGCUGAGUUGGAGAUUUUAUUAGAAAUCCCAGAAAACUUAGAGGAACUCCAAACAGCAUUUGAUAAAGCUAUGGACAAGUUUCAGAAGAUACCAGGGACACCACAGACUGCAACUAAAGACAAACUUUUACACAGAAACAAUGGUUUAAUGUUUGAUGAGAACUGGCCAGACAGGGAAAUUGAAAGGCAUUUAUUGCUAAGAAUGCAGAAAGAACUACGAACUAGGAGUGCCUUAAAGAAAAGACAAGACUGGGAGGAUAAACUGAAUGAGAAAAGAAAACUAUUCACAAAGAGAACUGUUGAUAAUUAUUCAGUUUCUGGUACAAGUACAAAGUCAGAUUCUUAUAUCCUGGGUCAAAUGCAGAGAGCCAAUACCUCACAUAUGUCCCUGAACACUGGUCAGCCAACAGUAACGGUCAGAAAAAGACCACAGACAGCCUACGCAGCUUUACAACCAUUUGAUAAGAAAGAGUUGAAAGCAGAGAAGCCUUUUAGGUACAAAAUAAAGAAAACUCCAGAAGUAUCACGACCUCCCAGUAGAAUAUUAAGUCCAGAACCACAACCAGAUAUACGAAUGUUUGAUCCAAGGAAUCCAGAUGCAGUUCGUCCGACAACGGUUAAAUCUAUACCAAGUAAAUGCCAACGAUAUAUUCUGGUGUCACGUCCUAAAGAAAAGACUCACUUACCUUUACCCUCGCCACUAGAGGAACAACUUUUAGCAGAACGAUUCCCUGGUAUUGGGAUGAAAGUGUACCAACAACAUACUGAACUAGCUCUCAAAGCUAAGAAAGUAUCUUAUUGUGUGGAAUACACUCCCUUUAGUUACUAGCAGAGUUAUCUCUCUUGGUAUAAACUUUGAUGGAUCUCUUAAUAACUAUGUUGAAAUAGAUUUACUGUUUAAUAGAUUAUAGUAAUCAUGUAUUGAUUAGGAUGACAGUAAAACCACAAUCUGAUGACCAGUUCAGACCAAAAAGAUGUCAGGAUGUGUGUGACAAUUAUUCUGUCCAUUAGAAUGAGAUUACAAGACUAGCUCAGCUACUGCUUUCAUCCUAACACUUUGAAAUUUUUAUAAGUUUUUGACAGCGUAUAUUUAUUUUCAUGAAAACUUGAAAUUGAAUAAUUUAAUUUUUAAUUUUUUUAUAAUACAAUGUACAUGUAAUGCAUUGCAUUCUGUUUAUUUUACUAUUCAAAAUUUGUCCAUACUUGCCAAACUAACAGAUAUCUAUAUGAAGGACAAUUUUGUGUUGAUUGUUUGCUAUGAUCAGUGUUGUCUUUUUCAAGCAUCCAUUUGAUGGAUUAUAUUUUUUCUAGACUGGAUGAUUUUGAAAUUGUGAAUUUGAGAUAGAUUAAAAGAUAUAUUGUAUUUAUUUUUGUAAACUGCCAAAAAUAUAAGACAAACAGGGUUCCUUGUACAUUGUAUAAUGAAAUGUCAGCUAAGAUUCAGUGCAGACUUUUUGUCCUGUGAUUUUGAAGUGAUUUCUGUAUGCUAGCUUUCUGUUUAUAUGACAUCAAUAAUACUUUUUGAUUAUCUAGGGAUUAAGGCAAUGAAAUCAUUCUAGUUUCUUGCCUACCAUGACUUAGCACUUCCAACCUGUGCUUUGUUUUUUUUUAACUGAAGUUCAAUUGGUUGAAAGUUCUAUGAUGUUGAUAACUCUUAGAAAUGAAGAUAUUAUGUAAUUAAAUAUUUCUAUAAGAUUGCCUGACCAUGAGAAAAAUUAUAGAUGUAGGGAAAAAAUGAUACAUUUAGAUCUUAUAAGUCUACACCAAAUCUUUUUAUUCUUAUAUACAUACUCAUGUCUCUGUAGAUUGCUGUGAUAAACUAUAGUGCCAAAUGACUGUAGCAAUAUUUAGCUUAGUCAGCAUCUUUUUGUAAGUUUUGUGAUAACUGAACAUUUUGUUGCUUGUAGCAAAUUAUUUGAUAAUUUGUUUAUUAAAUGCAAUUUUUAUUUUUACUGUGAUAGUGACUGCAAAUUUUAUUUAUUGAGUAUUUUGGUCAACAUGUGAUGGACAGUUAUAUUCUGAUGUUAGAUACAAGCUAUAGAGAUACAGUCAUGUCAUUAUAUUGGCUCAACCUGUUCUCUUCAAAUAUAACCUGACAUCAUCUAUGCUGUAAACAUUUUUGAAGAUGAAUUUUUAGUAUCUUUUACAAUCAAAGACCAUAACAGCAGGAUUUGACAGUGCUUUAUGUGUUCCAUUUGAAAUUAAUAAAAAGUCAUUUUGCAUGGUGUGUUGUUGCCAAGGUUAUGGUGUUUGGUUGCCAAUGGGUAUGGUAUGUUGUUGCCAAGAAUAUCAAGAAUCUUGGUAAAAUUAUUACUUAGUAAUAUAUGUGGUCUGAUAUAUUGAUGAAUUUGUAAAACAAGUAUUUAUAUAGUAUAGUAUAGUAAGUUGCUUGUUUCUGUUAUUAUGUGUUUCAUAAAUCUAGGUAGUGAUAGUAUGCUUUUGAAGUCUGCGAACCAAUUUUUGUCAGUUUUACUCAAAGACCAAUCUGAAAUUCUACCGUCCAUCAACAUUUGAAUAGAAACUGAAAUUUCAGCUAACUAAACAUGAAUAAUUAUACCAGUUUAGCAGGAGUAGGUCCUCAGAUAGUUUACUUUUAAAAUUUAUUCACCAUUGGAACAUGUUAAUUCCAUCCUAAUACCCUGCUCAUCAUUCAAGAUUGCUGUCUCUGUUGAUCAUGGGUCAAAGAUGAUGAAUAAUGAGAUUUUCUAUUCCUUAUAUAAUUUUAUAUGCUUGAAAACUUUUUUAAUUAUCACAGAAAAUUUUGAGACAAAGAAAAAAGAAAUGAAUUUUUAUAUAAGCUUAAAAACUUUUAAAAUGAUACAUUUUUUGUUGGCUAUAUUACUGUGAUAGAUGUCCUAAAAACUACAAAAAUUGGUCAGUACAGUACGACUUUAAGUGUAUGAAUCUUGCUAAAUCUUGUUAUUGUAUAUGUUGUUGAAAUAAUAAAAAAGUAAAGCUUA